AUGCCCCUUGAAGACCAAGCAGCAGGGAGAUGGCAAGCAGACUCAGUAGAAGAUAGAGGUUCUGCCUCUACUGGGGAAGAUAUCAAGAACCACCACCCUGACACCCACCACCUGGUACACUCUCCUGUUAUUCAACCCUUGGACCUAUUGGACCCACCUGAAACCACCCCUGAGAUUUUAACUAUCCAUGGACUUUACCUGGAACCCCAGAGAACCCCAGCAUCCCAGAGAACCCCAGAAACCCAGAGAACCCCAGAAACUCCAGAGAACCCCAGAAACCCAGAAAAUCCCAGGACCCCCUGA
Messenger RNA from Spizellomyces punctatus DAOM BR117, 303 nucleotides. RefSeq lists its product as uncharacterized. The coding region runs from base 1 to 303 and encodes 100 amino acids. The record is from RefSeq and is a predicted model, not a curated record. Lineage: Eukaryota; Fungi; Chytridiomycota; Chytridiomycetes; Spizellomycetales; Spizellomycetaceae. The transcript has a single exon.